AUGACCCCGGGGAAGACGGUCAAGCUCGUCGUGUUCGAGACGCUGCAGUUCGCGGCUCUGAUGACGACGGUGUUGGUGGUUCUGGAGAGGUUCGCCAGGAUCAUCGGGGGAGGCAGCAGAUCAGCCUCCUACUGGCUGGUGGUGGCCGUCUCCAUCGCCUACGUGGCCACUGCCACCUUGCUGGUGUGGGCUCCUCUCAAGUAUCUGAUGCUGAAGCAGCGGCGCUCCUUGACUGAUGUGGAUCAUUGGAGGUGGACGCCUUUGAUGUUCGUCUGCCUGUCGACGCUGCCGUGCUUCGCGGUCAUCAUCAUCGGCGCCAAGGUGCAGAUGGGCGACCCGAAUCCGACUGAGAGGUUUACCGAGUUGCCCGUGUCCCUGGUGCUCUUCUCCCUCGUCUGUGUCGACAUCACAGAGAGGCUUCGGCACUGCCGACUGACUGGACGAGCUGACGUGCUGGAGCAGAACUGUGACGUAUACCGUCCCGUCCUCACCCACCUGGAAACGGUGGCCACCGUCUCCAGUCAGAUGCCCCCAGGUGGCGAUCAGAGCCCCACCUCUCCAGAGGUGACAAACGGUGGUCAUCCUCCCGUCAGGUACCCGUCCGUCUCCCGGCCCCCCAGCACCGCCUACCUGUACGCGUCCCCGCAGAGCCGGACCUACACGGGUCGGCUGGCGUUCCUGUGGCGGCGGGACGGGCGAGCCGAGAUGGUUGUCCAUGCCUUCCUCUUCUGGAUGGACACGGCGGAGCUGGUCCGAGUGGCGGGGGAUCCCGCCGUCUUCCGGAGCAACUGGGUUUUCCCCAUCUACAUCCUGGCCUUCGUGUCCACUCUGCGUGUUGCCGUCACCCCACUCUGCCCCCUGCUGUCCAUUGCUGGAGUGGCGCUGCAGGAUUUCCCCUUCUUUAUCCUGCGGGUGGCUCUGCUGGGGGUGUUUGGUUUCGUCACGCCCGUGUGGUACCCGCUGAAAAACCUGCUCGUCCCGGCAACAGAGAGGCAGCUGUGCCACACACACGCGGCUCAGAGUGACUCAGGUGAGCUGCGAGAAGACCCCAGAGCUGCGCUGAAGCCGGCGACGCUGGAGGAGGAGGAGGAGGAGCUACUGAGCUCAGAGGGAGAGGAGAGCGUGAGAAGAGGCUGCAGGAGUGGAAGCAAGAUGGAGUGA
Messenger RNA from Synchiropus splendidus (mandarinfish), 1161 nucleotides. RefSeq names its product transmembrane protein 236-like. Lineage: Eukaryota; Metazoa; Chordata; Actinopteri; Syngnathiformes; Callionymidae. The record is from RefSeq and is a predicted model, not a curated record. The transcript has 5 exons. The coding region runs from base 1 to 1161 and encodes 386 amino acids.